Molecule: messenger RNA, 1597 nt
Organism: Folsomia candida
Lineage: Eukaryota; Metazoa; Arthropoda; Collembola; Entomobryomorpha; Isotomidae
Exons: 6
Coding region: 162-1112 (316 amino acids)
Source: RefSeq, a predicted model, not a curated record
AUUUUAACGACCUCAUCUACUUCUGUGUGUGGCAAAUGUCAACAGCACAAGCAUGCCCAGUGAUGUGUCCCAAAUAAACAUCACACGAGUUCCAUGGUCGUGAAGCCGAUUCCCCAUUCCUGUUGGAAACUGAGCAAGAGUAUUGUUCCGCUCCCGGUUUGAUGUUUUCGAUUUCCAGACUUCCAUUCGCCAAAAACCUUUACAACACAAUGCAACAUCCAAUCCCUCCAGAGAUGUACCUGACAUUACAUUUUUAUGACACUUUUCGGAAAAAUUACCCAAGGACUAUAUCGCAAUUUCUGCUGCGGGUUGAAUAUGGGCUUCCUACCCACGCUACGAAAUUGGAUGAAAACGCAUUGCUCAAGUGGCUGGAACUUCACCCCGACAUUGGACUUUUGCACGCUGGAGUGUCCUUCGAAGAGUACGUCAAGUCAUUGUCAAUGAAGGAUCUUCAGAAAGAAUUUCCAGAAUUUGUUUCAGAUAAAUUUCUUCAGAAAAAGGACUUUUGUGUCUACAUAAACACUUUCUUCGACUGGGAGGAAGUCAAAGGGAAGAAGUUGGGAGAAAUUGAAAAAAUUGUCCGUGCUGCAGCAGGUGACAACACGAAAAAAAUGGGAAUUUACGUUGGAAAGUAUGGCGGAGGACAGAAGUCGAGGCCCGGACACAUGUAUGAAGGAGCUUGUUUUGAUUUCCUGGAGGAAAAUGAAGGAUCAGUUGGCUUCACGACUUUUGUGAUAAAUUGCAACAGCCCGUCGGGAUGUAUUGCAACAUCAACUGGAGCGGACCUGCGAAAAUUGGUCACAGAGUCCGAGGCCAUUGCUUCAAAACUGGAGGCCUUUAUAAUUGAAUUUGGCUUUUCUCGAGAAAAACUUCCCUUUAACGGAAUGCGCCAGUUCCUCAUCAACAAGAAGAGGGAACCCGUGGACGAUAAAUCAAAAGAGAAGGCUCAACGGUUGGCGAAACAGGCAUCGAUUUUUGAUUUUUCCGUAAAUAAGGGAUACUGUGCUGAUGGAGAUCAGGAAUUUCUUUGGAAAGGCAACGCCCCCCUCUUCUUUAAAGAAAGGAUUGUGACCUCAGCAGAGAAGAAGAUAGAUGUUGUUGUUAUUUCUUAAGAAAGUUAUUUACCAUCGACUUACUUUAUUAAUCACAAUCGUUAAUUAUUAUUUAGCUGCGUUUGUUAUUACAUCGUGUAGCAAUAAAAAAAAGGUUUCCUUAUUUGAUGUUGAUUGUUGAUUCGACGUGUAAAUCUACUUACACCUCGCUCCAGGCAUUACGUAGGCAGAGGGAAAGCGUUCGAUUUGGCCCCACUGUGACAGCAAGUACAGACUAGACAAAGAUAUGCAUCGAGAUCCAUUUCGUUCGUUAGCUGCGUUAAAGUAAGUAAUCAUGAUGCUUUUACUACUAAACUUCCGUUCCACUAUCAGCAUCAAGUAUUCAAACUAUUUACAACAAUGUGAUGCAGUCGAAGGUCUUUGUGGAAACUCUUUGGACUCGGUGUCCCUGUCUAUAGGGCCCUAUUAUAACACUUUGAAGAGGGAUGUUGUUGGUAUUUCUUAAGAAAAUUUAAUUAUUUUAUUCUGUGGUUCACUUUAUAACU